AUGAGCUUCGAAUCCGACAUGGUGGAGUUUGACUCCGACGCCGCGGGCCAGUCCAACGGCCCCCCGACGCCCUUAUGGUUGUUUGAGACGUUCCUGCACGUUGAUGACCGCUAUGGGCGGAUCGCCGCCGGCAGUCCCCGCUCCGGGAUCGGCAUCCUUGGGCUCAGACUGCUAGAGCGCCACAUCAACCUCAUUCCGACCAUGCGACGCGGCGUUGCGGUCCCGAUGUUCGACCAUUCGGCCGGCAAUCCCAGGUACCUCGGGUGGCGGCAGAAAGUGGCGACGUGGCCGCUUUCCAAGCAAGAGGCGAUGAGCAAUCGAGUCUUUGUUGUUUAA
Colletotrichum destructivum is the source of this 336-nucleotide messenger RNA. RefSeq lists its product as uncharacterized. The transcript is spliced from 2 exons. The record is from RefSeq and is a predicted model, not a curated record. NCBI's taxonomy places the organism in Eukaryota, Fungi, Ascomycota, Sordariomycetes, Glomerellales, Glomerellaceae. The coding region runs from base 1 to 336 and encodes 111 amino acids.